AUGUGCAUCCGAGGGAUGCUGCGAGCCACCGUGCUCCUGCUUCUCAUCAGGACCUGGCUCUCGGAGGGUAACAGCGCCAGUCCCAUCCCGAAAUCCCGCUUCACGGGCGCCUCUACCGUGCCCAAACUCAAGAACGUGUUCGACUGCAAAAAUUGCGCAAACGAAUCCGUGGUUCACAAGAUUCUGGACAGGGUGCUGUCGGGAUACGAUGUCCGUCUGAGACCCAAUUUUGGAGGUGCCCCUUUGCCCGUGGGAAUAUCUAUGUACGUCUCCAGUAUUGAACAGAUCUCAGAAGCGACAAUGGACUAUACCAUCACGAUGUUUUUUUAUCAGACCUGGAAAGAUCCACGUUUAGCAUACCAUGAGACCGACCAGAACCUGACUCUCGACUAUCGCCUCUUGGAGAAGUUGUGGGUCCCCGACUGCUACUUUCUAAAUAGCAAGGAUAGUUUUGUGCACGACAUGACUGUGGAGAAUCGCAUGUUUCAGCUUCAUCCAGAUGGGACGGUGCGGUAUGGCAUCCGACUCACCACCACGGCGGCUUGUUUUAUGAAUCUGGAAAAAUUCCCUAUGGACAAGCAUACCUGCAAGUUGGAGGUGGAGAGCUAUGGCUACACGGUCGACGACAUCGUGUUGUACUGGGAAGGCCAUGAGAACGCCAUCCAGGGGACCGAGGACCUACAUAUCCCUCAGUUCAGCUUCCUGGGGAAGACGAUGUCUAACAAGCAGGUGCUUUUCUACACAGGUUCCUACGAGCGCCUGACACUGAAGUUCCUGGUCCAGAGGGACAUUUUCAGCUACCUCGUGCAGGUCUACUGGCCCACUGUCCUCACCACUGCUGCCUCUUGGGUAUCAUUUUGGAUGAACUAUGAAUGCCCUGUAGCCAGGGUGACAGUCGGUCUGACUUCAAUGCUCAUCCUGAACACCAUCAACUCACAUCUGCAGAAUAAACUGCCCCAGUUUUCCUGCAUCAAAGCCAUCGACAUCUACAUGGUCGUAUGCUUCUUCUUCGUGUUCCUGUCCUUGCUGGAAUACGUCUACAUCAACUAUGUCUUCUACGGCCGCAGAGGGUCCCGGCGCCUUUACAAGCAGCGCAGGAGAGCCCGAAGAAUCAUGGCCCGCUAUCGCUACCGGGGGGCGGGGCCGAAGAAUGACCAGGUUACCAUCGAACACGAAAGCAGCUCUUCUCACUCCGGACCGGUGCGGGCCCGCCUGGCGAGCCCAGAAAACCUCAGCUCUCUGAGCUCCAUCUCCAAGCGGGCCCCGCUGGCCUCCUCGGAAAGCUUCAGCUCGCUGUCUUCUACCUCGCGCCGGUGCCGGCUGGCCACCCAAGAAAGCCUGAAUGAUCUGUCCUCCAGCUCAGACCAGUGCGUGCCUCAGUGUGAUAUUUACGACAGCGACGUCGAUGACAGUAGCGAAGUUCGUCCCGUUAACGUCUUCAGGCGUGCCGAAGAACGCGGCCGUGCCGGGACCCGUGACGCAGACGACCCUAGAGAGAGCAUCAGCUUGGAUAAGACCCACGACCGCAAUUGGAGGCAUCUGUUCGACCGCCGCCAGAAGUCUGCCGCGCGUAAAACGAUCAGUGGCCCUAAGAAGCUUGAUGACGUCUUUAACAUAUCGAGAAGAGUCAACGUUAAGCGCGACCACCCUGACGUUGAGAAGAAUCUCCAUCGCGACGAUGAUGGCGAUGACAGCAGCUGGGAGCGUGAUAGUUUCAGGGCCUUUGAUGAAGAGAAGGAUAGCGAUUUCGGUUCUGAUGAUAGCUCUCCCCCAAGCCCUGGGCAGUCCUGUGGCAGGAGGCUUGUGCACAAGAUCUUUCGCCCUCGCUACAUCCCUAAUAUCGACAGGUGGUGCCAGGUCCUGUUCCCUCUGGCCUUUGUGCUGUUCAACAUUGUUUACUGGGGGAAGAAUGUCAUUUAG
Messenger RNA from Pteropus alecto (black flying fox), 1920 nucleotides. RefSeq names its product gamma-aminobutyric acid type A receptor theta subunit (gene GABRQ). The transcript is spliced from 9 exons. The record is from RefSeq and is a predicted model, not a curated record. Gene Ontology annotation, cellular component: GABA-A receptor complex; synapse; neuron projection. Lineage: Eukaryota; Metazoa; Chordata; Mammalia; Chiroptera; Pteropodidae. Gene Ontology annotation, biological process: signal transduction; monoatomic ion transmembrane transport; regulation of membrane potential. The coding region runs from base 1 to 1920 and encodes 639 amino acids. Gene Ontology annotation, molecular function: GABA-A receptor activity; extracellular ligand-gated monoatomic ion channel activity; neurotransmitter receptor activity.